This is a messenger RNA of Sabethes cyaneus, 5694 nucleotides long. Its product is annotated as neurexin-1. The record is from RefSeq and is a predicted model, not a curated record. Bases 1 to 5694 code for a protein of 1897 amino acids. NCBI's taxonomy places the organism in Eukaryota, Metazoa, Arthropoda, Insecta, Diptera, Culicidae. The transcript is spliced from 21 exons.
AUGGCCGCGUUUCGGCGUAAAGCUUUCCUACCCGAAAAGUACGGCGCCCAAUGUCAGUAUCGGGGACCGGCCUCCACCUCCAGUUCGAGUGAAUGGGAAUCCCCCCGAAACACGUCACCGUCGCUCGUAAAGCGUGUGGACGGCGACAGCGGAUGCGCCAGAUACAGUCGUAAUUGUAAUAAUCGUCACCAUAAUCGUAACCAUCGUGAUAAAAUUCGGCUUGACUCGACGAGGCGGCCGACCAGUGCUGCCAGCAGUUUUCACAACCUAGUUCUUAUGAAUGUUCAGCAGAUGCUGCAUAGCGUCCCCCGGCUGGUGCUGCUGGCCGGGCUAAUUCUAGCCUGUGCCGGUUCGCACUGCUGUUCCGGUUUCAUGUUGGACGGAUCCCAGAAUAGUUUCGCCCAGUUCCGGAAGUGGUACACCGGGCUCAAUGGCACCCUGGAGCUGGAGUUUAAAACGGAACAACCGAACGGGCUGGUGCUGUACACCGACGACGGUGGUACGUACGACUUUUUCGAACUAAAGCUGGUCGAGGGUGCGCUGCGGUUGCGCUACAACCUGGGCGGCGGAGCGCAGAUCAUCACGGUCGGGCGCGAUCUGCACGACGGACACUGGCAUAAGGUGCAGGUCCUCCGGAAUGACGAGCACACGACACUCACGGUGGACGGUGUCUCCCAGAGCCGCACGUCUCGAGGGAAGGAAUUUCUUUUCGGCAAGUUUGCCACCAACUCGGACGUGUUCGUCGGUGGUAUGCCGAAUUGGUACAACUCGAAGCUGGCCCUUCUGGCGCUGCCAAGCGUCAUCUUCGAGCCCCGUUUUCGCGGUUCCGUUCGAAAUCUGGUGUACUCGGACCAGCCUGGUGUGUCCCCCCGGCGGCAGGAAAUGCGGCAACCGAGAGAUAUCAAGUGCGGAGAUUCUCCAUGCGAUUUGACGGCAAUACCACGGGAAAAGGUCACCAGGGGCCUCCGGAGCAACGUUACAGAUGCCUGCGAACGACAUGAUCCUUGCCAGCAUGGCGGCAUUUGCAUAUCGACCGAUUCCGGACCAAUCUGCGAAUGUCGCAAUCUUGAGUACGAGGGACCCUACUGCGAACGAGAUAAAGCACCAUCGGAGGCGACCUUUCGGGGCACGGAGUUCCUCUCGUACGAUCUGGGCCAGACCGGCGGCGAGCCAAUCGUAAGCGCACAAGAUGCCAUCACGCUCUACUUCCGGACCCGACAACCGAACGGACUGCUCUUCUACACCGGUCACGGAACGGACUAUCUGAAUCUGGCACUGCGGGACGGCGGCGUGUCGCUCACAAUGGGACUAUCGAACGGCAAGCAGGAGAUGCACAUCAAGCCAGCCCGGGUUCGCUUCGAUGACCACCAGUGGCACAAGGUGACGGUCCACCGGCGAAUACAGGAGAUUUCAUCGAUUACCAGCUUCUGCAGGCUGGUGGCCGUGGUGGAUGAUGUCUACACUGACCACUCGCACAUCGCCGGAAAGUUUACAAUGCUAUCGUCAUCACGCGUCUACGUGGGAGGUGCCGUAAACCCACGGGCGCUGCUCGGCGCUCGCGUCCACAACAACUUCGUCGGUUGCCUUCGCAAGGUGGAGUUCUCCGCAGAUACGUUAAGGCUAAACCUGAUCGACUUGGCUCGGACUGGUUCGAAAUUGAUUCAAGUGGCAGGACGCGUCGACUACCAGUGCCCUAGUGGUGACCCUCAGGAUCCAGUCACGUUCACCACCCGCGAAUCUUAUCUGCUCCUGCCGCCGUGGGACGUCUCUAAGCAAGGCAUGUUGUCGUUCAAAUUUCGCACAAAUGAACCGAACGGAUUAAUUAUCCUAAAUACCGUGACGAGACAACCGAGGCCGGAUUUUUUCGCGGUCGAGCUACUCAACGGCCAUAUUUACAUUCACAUGGACCUGGGCUCGGGAGCAGUUAAGGUACGUGCGUCUAGACGACGAGUAGACGACGGUGUCUGGCAUGAACUGUCGCUUCGAAGGAAUGGCCGUGAAGGAAAGGUGGGAGUCGACGGACAGUGGAAUGAUUUUCGUACCCCCGGCGAUUCGACGCAGCUCGAACUGGACAGUCCGAUGUACCUGGGAGGAAUCGGUCCACCCUAUGCGGAAGUAGUAAUACCACCGGCCAUAUGGACUGCCACGUUGCGGCAGGGAUUUGUCGGCUGCCUACGCGAUUUAGUACUCAGCGGAAAGCCGAUUGACAUUGCCGCUUUCGCUCGACAGCAAGAUUCAGGUGCAAUCAAACCAUCCUGCCAUGUUGUAGCUAAUCAGUGUGGAGGUUCAGUGUCACCCUGUCAAAACGGAGGACAAUGCACGGAAGGUUGGAAUCGACCGCUCUGUGACUGUUCGGCAACUUUAUUUACUGGCCCGACUUGUGGCCGCGAGUCAGCAACCCUAGCGUUCAAUGGCUCCCAGCAUAUGGCAAUUUGGAUCGGCGGAAGCCAAGGAACACGAACUCAAACCGAGGAACUUGUUAUACGCUUCAAAACAUCUCGCCCAGCCGGUCUGCUACUGCUUACCAGUGCCGAGUCCAGUUCAUCGGACCGACUCGAAAUUGGAUUAGUGGCAGGUCGCAUACGGGCAAACGUAAGACUAGGUGAACGCGAAAAGAACCUGCUGGCUGGCCAGGGUGUCCUUAACGAUAACAACUGGCACACGGUGAGAUUCUCUCGACGGGCGUCCAAUCUGCGACUGCAAGUUGACGGGGCUGCACCCGUCAGGGGUAUGUUAUCGGAAGCAAUACUGGGUCGACAUAGCACAUUGGAGGUAAAAUCCUUACACCUGGGUGGACUGUUCCACGCGGAAGAGGAAAUCCAGAUGACGGCUGCCAUGCCGAACUUCGUUGGACAACUGCAGGGUUUCGUCUACAAUGGACAUCGCUACAUUGAUCUGGUGAAAACCCUCGGACCGGAACUGUCCGCUCUGCCAACAACGACAUUCAAAUUAACGGCUCGUUUCAUCAAUUCACCGCCAGGAUCGCCAUAUCUGCCGGCGACAUUCCGUUCGAAGCACUCCUAUGUAGGCCUGCCAAUGCUGAAGUCCUACUCAUCCACGUUCAUCGACUUUCGCUUCAAGACCCUCGAGCCGAACGGUUUGCUCUUCUACAACGGUGGCAAGCGCAGUGAUUUUCUAGCCGUAGAACUUGUCAACGGUCACAUUCAUUACGUUUUUGAUCUGGGCGAUGGACCGAUCACAAUUCGCGAUAAAGCGCGCAUCCACAUGAACGACAACCGAUGGCAUUCGGUUAGCAUUCGGAGGCCUGGACCUAAAACUCACACACUGGCGGUGGACGAGUCGAUCGAAAUCUAUACGGCCAACGGAAAUAAUAUGCACCUGGAAUUGGAGGGAAUCCUAUACGUUGGUGGUGUAUUCAAGGAUAUGUACACCCGCCUACCGUCGAGCAUCGCAUCGCGGUCCGGUUUCGAGGGAUGCAUGGCUUCGGUGGAUUUGACCGACUCGUCCCCCAGCCUAACGGAGGACGCCGUCGUGCCCAGCUCGCUUGUCGUGUCCGGCUGUGAAGGUCCCACCAAGUGUAGCCAAAAUGCGUGCGCUAACCGGGGUAUUUGUGUGCAACAGUGGAACGCUUACGCCUGCGAGUGUGAUAUGACCUCGUUCACCGGGCCGACCUGUUACGAUGAAUCCAUUUCCUAUGAGUUUGGUAACAAUAAGGGAUUGAUCCAGUACACGUUCCCACCCGGUCGACAGCCCGACACUGAAGAGGACAAUGUUGCGUUGGGUUUUGUGACCACCAAAUCCGAUGCAGUGCUGCUACGCGUCGAAAGUUCUACAACUCAGGACUACGUCGAAAUGGAAAUAGUCGAAGGAAAUGUGUUCAUAGUCUAUAACGUUGGUUCGCACGACCUACCGCUGGGUGAAAUAGGCGUAAAGGUGAAUGACAACAAUUACCAUAUUGUGCGAUUUACCCGCUCCGGAGCAAAUGCCACACUGCAGAUCGACGAUUACAACGUUCAAACGUUGUUUCCUUCAGGUCACCAAUCGACGAUAUUCACCUCGAUGGCGAACAUUCAGGUCGGCGGAAAAAUUUCCCGCAACGGUCGAUCCCGCAUCGAACGACCGUUCAGCGGUGUCAUUGCGGGACUCUCGGUCAACCGUUUGCGUGUGCUGGACCUGGCCGCAGAACGCGAUCCCCACAUCAACGUGCGGGGCGAUGUGCAAUUGGUAACUGGCGUUUUAGAUAGAAAUGACCAAAGAAUGCAGCAGAAUUCUUCGGAUAAUUUCAAGACCCCAGCAAGCGGCUACCCAGGUGUGAUGGAUGAUCUGAUCUUCAGCGGGGCCGGUUCCGGUUGUCGGGGCGAUGACGAAGACGAGUGCACGCCGCCGUUCGAGAAUGGCAGUGGCGAUGAUCUGAUAACCCCUGUCUAUGUACCGCCAACGAAGCAAACGACCCCGGCUUCGGGAGGUGGGAAAACUGGAGGCCGCCGAAAGGACGAAGGCAAACUGUGCGACGACGAAGACUGCAUGCAUGGUUCCGGAUCGGGAGAGGUUACGGAAGUGUUUACCACAUCAACCGCCAAGAGUUCAGAAACAAGCCCCGAUGUUACAUACACAACUGUCGAUUUUGACAAGAAGACGGACGGAACUACCACGCUGACUACGCAGGGAAAAUCGGAAACUUACCUACCAAGCGAAACUACUCGAGAGAUUGAUUCAACAAGUAGUGGAACGACCGGGUAUGGCAGCAGUAGCAGCAGCAGCAGUGUCGGUAGUAGUGUUGGAACUUCGUCAACUUAUGGAACAACGGUUUCGAUGGGUACUACGGGAAUGACCAGUGGUACGACUAGCGGAGGAACGAGUAGCAAAACGACGUACACAACGGGUACAACAGGUGGUUCUAGUACCUUUGGAUCGACGACGCAACAGCAAACUCCUUCGGAAACCACCAUCAGCUAUCGGGAUCGCGAUCGCGACCAUAUCAGAGAAACUACGUAUCCGCAUACCCCUUCUACCACUGAAGAUGAUGAAAUAAUUGAAGUGCGAAGGCCAGAUGACGAUGAAGAAGUAGACCAGGAGCAUAAAAGCAAUGCCGGUAGAAGGCCACCACCCGUUAAGGUGAUGGAGCCUCCCAACCCAGAACCGGAACCACCCUAUAAUUCACAUCAACCAGCCUUCAAUCCGACACGGGUUCCCAAGCACAAAGGUCGAAUCAAUUCGGAAGCUGAAGAACGAACAGCAAUGAUAAUCGGUAUAGUAGCGGGUGCAUUGAUUGCGGUCAUUUUGGUAAUUUUGCUAGUAUUGUGGAUCAAAUCUAAUGGCGAUAGGUCGUACAAAACGGAACAUGACAAAAGUGGUCUCUAUGGACAAGGUCCAAGCGCAGCUCUGUUAGGGGGAUCCCAUACUAACACGCAUAGCUCCCAGUACAAUACGCAUCAACAACAGCCCCAUCAUCAGCAACCUCCUCACUACAACGGUAGUGGUAACGGCGGUGGUAUGAGUGGUGGCCAUCACACAAACGGAAGCAGCACUCUACCCUUGAAUGGGUCAUUGCGUCAUCACCACAACGGUGGCAAUGGUAUGGGUGGUAGCGGCAUGGGAAUGGGUAGCGGAGGCAACGGAGCAGGUAUGGGUUACAAUGGUAGCGAUCGAGGAAGCAUGCAAUCUAGCGGAAUGGGCCAACCGUCGAAAACGAAAAAUAGAAACUCAAAGGAUAUCAAAGAGUGGUACGUCUAG